This is a messenger RNA of Toxotes jaculatrix (banded archerfish), 3539 nucleotides long. RefSeq names its product endophilin-B2-like. The record is from RefSeq and is a predicted model, not a curated record. Gene Ontology annotation, cellular component: membrane; cytoplasm. The coding region runs from base 95 to 1267 and encodes 390 amino acids. The transcript is spliced from 11 exons. Gene Ontology annotation, molecular function: protein binding. Gene Ontology annotation, biological process: membrane organization. NCBI's taxonomy places the organism in Eukaryota, Metazoa, Chordata, Actinopteri, Toxotidae.
UCCGCUGCUGCUACAUCAUCUCAGCUGAUCCAGAGGAUUUCCUCUACGGGGAAACAAACAAGCCCUGCCUGUAUGCCCAGCUCAGCGCGGCACCAUGGAUUUCAACGUCAAAAAACUGGCAUCCGAUGCAGGGGUCUUCUUCACCCGGGCUGUGCAGUUCACAGAGGAGAAGCUGGGCCAGGCUGAGAAAACGGAGCUGGAUCCUCACUUAGAGAACCUGAUCACUCGGGCCGAUGGCACCAAGAACUGGACCGAAAAGAUCUUAAGACAAACAGAGGCGCUCCUGCAGCCCAACCCGAGUGCUCGAAUAGAAGAGUUCAUCUAUGACAAACUGGACAAGAAGCUUCCCUCCAAGAUAACCAACGCAGAACUGCUGGGCCAGUACAUGCUGGAAGCUGCCAGUGAAUUUGGACCAGCGACGCCAUAUGGCAGCACCCUGAUCACAGUUGGAGAGUACCAAAAGAAACUGGGAGGAGCAGAGCGCGAGUUCCUCCAAACCUCAGCCGCCACCUUCCUCACUCCACUGCGCAACUUCCUGGAAGGAGACUGGAGGACUAUAUCGAAAGAGAGGCGGCUCCUGGAGAAUCGACGGCUGGAUCUUGACAUCUGCAAAGCGCGUCUGAAAAAAGCCAAGCAGGCAGAAGCCAAGGCGGCCGCUGCACCUGAUUUUCAGGAGACAAGGCCUCGAAAUUAUGUUCUUUCUGCCAGUGCAUCUGCGCUUUUGAGUGAAGAAGUGGACAAAGCAGAGCACGAGCUUCGGGUUGCUCAGACUGAGUUCGACCGGCAAGCUGAGGUCACCAGGCUGCUGCUGGAAGGCAUCAGCAGCACACAUCUCAACCACCUGCGUUGUUUGCAAGAUUUUGCAGAGGCUCAGGCCACUUACUACGCCCAGUGUCAUCACUACAUGCAGGACCUUCAGAGGGAGCUCAACAGAUGUGCUAAUGCUGCCAGUACCCUCCACUCCUCUGCUUCUGUCUGCCCCGACCCCGUCUCAUCUGCUUUCCCGUCUGGGGCCACAGUCUCCUCCUUGUCCAGCCAAAGUCCCAGCACACUGGCUAUGGAGCAGACUCAGCUCCCUGUCACAGGCACCAGAAAGGCCAAGGUCCUUUAUGACUACGACGCCCACGAUAUCAGUGAGCUUUCUCUAUUAGCUGAUGAGCUCAUUACCGUAUACACCGUACCAGGAAUGGACCCUGAUUGGUUGAUUGGAGAACGAGGAAACGAAAAGGGAAAAGUCCCUGUCACUUACCUUGAACUGCUGAGCUGAACGGGCCAAACAACAGGACACACACACACAAACACAAAAACCUGUCUACUAUCACAUGUACAUUUAUUACACUUAGAGUAUUUUGACACUUGACACUUAUGCAAACCUGUGUGUGUGUGUGUGUGUGUGUGUGUGUGUGUGUGUGUGUGUGUGUGUGUGUGUGUGUGUGUGUGUGUGUGUGUGUGUGUGUGUGUUUGUGCGCGCUUGUGACCAUUCCAGGCUUCCUCUUAUUCCAAUAAAAUAUAUCCAGAGUGUGAUGACGCCACAGUUAAAGCUACUCUCUUUCAGUUUUGUUAACGGUGCAGUUACAUUACAUAUGUUUUUAUCACAAAGAAUUUAAGAAGGCAUUCAUAGACCUUGUAUAAUCCAUUAAAAGAUAAUUCUGAUUUAUUACAACCUGGGUUUUAUUUUUGUUGUUUGGACCAUCCUCUCUAUCUAUGUUAUUAUAACGCUACACUCACCAAAGUAAUCGCUGAGAUCUGGGAAGACAAUGAUACGGCUCUGUGGCAAGUUCAAUGGAGCAAGAAACACAAUCAGUCAGAAAAUUAGACAGGCCGUGAACGUGCAAACAGCUUAGCCUGACAGACUAAACCACAUUCUAGAGAGUCAAAGGGUGCUGGUUUGUGGUUUGUAAUGCAAAUUACUACAAAUCUAUCAGUUUGUAUAGUGUUACUGAACACCGUUCCCAAAAGCCCAAGACCACAGUGGUUAAGUGCUACCUAAUUUGGAAGGAGGAGAUGUGUGCAUUGGCAGGCAGAGUGGCUGUGGCUAGUACAGACAUGGCUGUAGUUAACAGCAGGACAUGGUGCAGUAAGAGGUUGAAAAAACCAUAACUGAAAAGAGCUUUGUUAGAUGUCCUAAGGGUUGAUUGAACGCAACUGGACUUCCUAUUUGUAGUCCAGUCAAUCAACCCUUAGGACACGAUGACCUGGGUGAAUGAGAACCUACACAGACACAGCUUUGUUAGAUGUUAUCUGGUCACUUCAGCGCGUUUGCGGCUGUAGUUUUUGUAUGCAAACAAAUUAGAAACAUCCCCAGUCCGAGCUGGCGCUUACUUACAGAAGCUAGUGGCGCAGCGGGAUAGUAUCAGGACUCUCUGUUUGGAGGUAAAACUUAAAGUGACUUGGGGGUUUGUCUGACUGCUCGUGUUUCUUGACCUGUCAGAUUUCUUUUAUUACCAAUGAACCCAUAUUUCCCAGUAACUGAAGUGGUGAUUACAAUUACAGAAAAAAAACUCAAUGUGUACUAAACCAGAAUUAUCCUUUGUAGGAGUAUCUGAUAAAUGAUAUCUGCUUAUGUCCUCUUCUUUUUAAUCUAUUUUCCACUCUAUAGUGUCCAGACAUCAGCACUUCUUGUUUCAUUAUCUUUUCCUAAAACUCAGCAAAACAACAGUACAUCUGCUGAGAAGGGCUUUAAACUAAAAUGAAAUAGAAAUUAAGCAUUUUUCCAAUGUGCACCCUUGUUGUUGUAGAGCUGAAGCAUACAGCUUGGGAAACUUGAAAGUUUCUGUUUCUGUAUUUUUUUUAAAUGUGGAACUUUUUACAAGUGUAGUGACUCUAUCCUUGGCUGUUCGUGUGUGGAAAAACUACAGUAUACAGUAUGUGUUCCUGUAGAAGCCAUUUGCUUUCAGAUUGGUGGAUGUGAUCAUGCUUAGUCAUCAUGUUGUAAUGGUUAGCGGAUAGUUUAAAUGUGAAUUUCUUCACCUCCCAUGUGAAAAACGUGUUAAACUAUAAUGAAGUGAAACCUCAAAGAGGAUUUUGAGGAUUAUUACAAAGUGACACUAGUCUGAGUUUACAGAGGCUAAAAAAAUACACAGUGCAGACUGUGGUGUGGGUGGUGUAGGUGGAGAGAAAGCUAACAGAGGCCCCAGGGUAGCUAGCUUAGCUUAGAGAGAUGACAAACAACAACAUAAUGGGGGAUAUUCUCGCUGCUAAUUUAUUCUACACUACUGAACAUUGACCAUACAAUGCCAGGUCUCCAUGACACUACAUUCACUAGUCGUACAUGAACAGUAGCACAAAGUUUUUUUUACUGUGGGAAAGCUCUCCAGAUUUAUGUUGUAUUUGUUUGUAUUUUAAUGAUCUUUGUGACCUUGUAAUGUACUUUGAUUCAAGUACUCAACACCCACACACUUUAAAUUCAUGUGACUGGCAGCAUGCCACCUCCUCAAAUGAGGAAAUGCUCUCAACUUGCAAAGCGCAAAGGUCGAAGUUAAGCAAACUGAUGGAAACAUGCACCAUUUGCUGAAAAUAAUUUCAAACUGUUUCGGGGG